AUGGCUUCAUAUUUUGAGCAGUUGAAGGCGCAAGAUCUGGGGGUAACUGGGAGCCAAAAUACAAGCUGCAACAGCAGUACAGACAACCCAGAGCUGCAGCAGGUAUUCAGGUCGUACGACACCGUCUCCCAGAGAGCAGAGCAACUGUCGGACCUGGUCGCAGAGGCCUGCUCCGACCCAUCGACGACCAAGAGAUGGCAAGAUAUAUACGAGGCAACUUCAGAGCUAAAGAAUUUGCUCGAAGACCUUCAGGACAGCCUGCCGAAGGUCGUGAGCGAAAUAAACGAAGGAAGCAGUAGCUGUCCUACAGCCGAGACGCGCCUGGUACAGUUGGACGUGACUUAUGGGGAUGAAACAACUGGCUCACAUGGCUCGGGACUCUACGUGGACAUGCGAACAGAAACGAUCACCAAGAAAGGCUGCUCGCAGACCAACACUUUCAGAAACAUGAUGCCGGCGCUUAGAGGAUACACAGACAGUGAGGGAGAUCCAUGUCUGCUUAUAACAUCCACGACAACAUUGCCGAUAUCGAGUACGACGCCAGGUUCUUCAAAGGGAACCACUACCGCUGUAACGCAACCAACAUCAUCAUCAUUUACAGAAACGACAACACAAGAAUCAGAAGUUACAUCAACACCCCAAAGAAAUCAAACUGAACCUGCAGAAAGUACCCCAGCAUCACAGUCCGGAACUACAAUUGCAGGAACUACACCAACGGCUGAAGAAACUACCACAACAGCAAAAUCCGGAACAACACCUAGAGGAACAACAAAGUCUCAAGGAAGAACUACACCAGAACCUGAGACAUAUACUACAACAUCCGGAACUACAGGUACUGCAUCAGGAACAACAACAACAUCUCAAGGAACCACUUCUCAAUCUGGACAAUAUGAUACAACUACAAGAUCUAGAACUACAACUGCAGGAACUACACCAGAACCUGAGAUAGAUACUACAACAUCCGGAACUACAAGUACUGCAUCAGGAACAACAACAACAUCUCAAGGAACCACUUCUCAAUCUGGACAAUAUAAUACAACUACAAGAUCCGGAACUACAACUGCAGGAACUACACCACAACCUGAGAUAUAUACUACAACAUCAGGAACUACAGGAACUACACCAGAACCUGAGAUAGAUACUACAACAUCCGGAACUACAGGUACUGCAUCAGGAACAACAACAUCAUCUCAAGGAACCACUUCUCAAUCUGGACAAUAUGAUACAACUACAAGAUCUAGAACUACAACUGCAGGAACUACACCAGAACCUGAGAUAGAUACUACAACAUCCGGAACUACAAGUACUGCAUCAGGAACAACAACAACAUCUCAAGGAACCACUUCUCAAUCUGGACAAUAUAAUACAACUACAAGAUCCGGAACUACAGGAACUACACAAGAACGUGAGAUAUAUACUACAACAUCCGGAACUACAGGUACUGCAUCAGGAACAACAUCAUCAUCUCAAGGAACCACUUCUCAAUCUGGACAAUAUGAUACAACUACAAGAUCUAGAACUACAACUGCAGGAACUACACCAGAACCUGAGAUAGAUACUACAACAUCCGGAACUACAAGUACUGCAUCAGGAACAACAACAACAUCUCAAGGAACCACUUCUCAAUCUGGACAAUAUAAUACAACUACAAGAUCCGGAACUACAGGAACUACACAAGAACGUGAGAUAUAUACUACAACAUCCGGAACUACAGGUACUGCAUCAGGAACAACAUCAUCAUCUCAAGGAACCACUUCUCAAUCUGGACAAUAUGAUACAACUACAAGAUCUAGAACUACAACUGCAGGAACUACACCAGAACCUGAGAUAGAUACUACAACAUCCGGAACUACAAGAACUACACCAGAACCUGAGAUAGAUACUACAACAUCCGGAACUACAGGUACUGCAUCAGGAACAACAACAUCAUCUCAAGGAACCACUUCUCAAUCUGGACAAUAUGAUACAACUACAAGAUCUAGAACUACAACUGCAGGAACUACACCAGAACCUGAGAUAGAUACUACAACAUCCGGAACUACAAGUACUGCAUCAGGAACAACAACAACAUCUCAAGGAACCACUUCUCAAUCUGGACAAUAUAAUACAACUACAAGAUCCGGAACUACAGGAACUACACAAGAACGUGAGAUAUAUACUACAACAUCCGGAACUACAGGAACUACACCAGAACGUGAGAUAUAUACUACAACAUCCGGAACUACAGGUACUGCAUCAGGAACAACAUCAUCAUCUCAAGGAACCACUUCUCAAUCUGGACAAUAUGAUACAACUACAAGAUCUAGAACUACAACUGCAGGAACUACACCAGAACCUGAGAUAGAUACUACAACAUCCGGAACUACAAGAACUACACCAGAACCUGAGAUAGAUACUACAACAUCCGGAACUACAGGUACUGCAUCAGGAACAACAACAACAUCUCAAGGAACCACUUCUCAAUCUGGACAAUAUAAUACAACUACAAGAUCUGGAACUACAACUGCAGGAACUACACCAGAACCUGAGAUAGAUACUACAACAUCCGGAACUACAGGAACUACACCAGAACCUGAGAUAGAUACUACAACAUCCGGAACUACAGGUACUGCAUCAGGAACAACAACAACAUCUCAAGGAACCACUUCUCAAUCUGGACAAUAUGAUACAACUACAAGAUCUAGAACUACAACUGCAGGAACUACACCAGAACCUGAGAUAUAUACUACAACAUCCGGAACUACAGGAACUACACCAGAACCUGAGAUAGAUACUACAACAUCCGGAACUACAGGUACUGCAUCAGGAACAACAACAACAUCUCAAGGAACCACUUCUCAAUCUGGACAAUAUGAUACAACUACAAGAUCUAGAACUACAACUGCAGGAACUACACCAGAACCUGAGAUAGAUACUACAACAUCCGGAACUACAAGUACUGCAUCAGGAACAACAACAACAUCUCAAGGAACCACUUCUCAAUCUGGACAAUAUAAUACAACUACAAGAUCUGGAACUACAGGAACUACACAAGAACGUGAGAUAUAUACUACAACAUCCGGAACUACAGGUACUGCAUCAGGAACAACAACAUCAUCUCAAGGAACCACUUCUCAAUCUGGACAAUAUAAUACAACUACAAGAUCUGGAACUACAACUACAGGAACUACACCACAACCUGAGAUAUAUACUACAACAUCCGGAACUACAGGAACUACACCAGAACCUGAGACAUAUACUACAACAUCCGGAACUACAGGUACUGCAUCAGGAACAACAACAACAUCUCAAGGAACCACUUCUCAAUCUGGACAAUAUAAUACAACUACAAGAUCUGGAACUACAACUACAGGAACUACACCAGAACCUGAGACAUAUACUACAACAUCCGGAACUACAGGUACUGCAUCAGGAACAACAACAUCAUCUCAAGGAACCACUUCUCAAUCUGGACAAUAUAAUACAACUACAAGAUCUGGAACUACAACUACAGGAACUACACCAGAACCUGAGAUAGAUACUACAACAUCCGGAACUACAGGUACUGCAUCAGGAACAACAACAACAUCUCAAGGAACCACUUCUCAAUCUGGACAAUAUGAUACAACUACAAGAUCUAGAACUACAACUGCAGGAACUACACCAGAACCUGAGAUAGAUACUACAACAUCCGGAACUACAGGUACUGCAUCAGGAACAACAACAUCAUCUCAAGGAACCACUUCUCAAUCUGGACAAUAUGAUACAACUACAAGAUCUAGAACUACAACUGCAGGAACUACACCAGAACCUGAGAUAGAUACUACAACAUCCGGAACUACAAGUACUGCAUCAGGAACAACAACAACAUCUCAAGGAACCACUUCUCAAUCUGGACAAUAUAAUACAACUACAAGAUCUAGAACUACAACUGCAGGAACUACACCAGAACCUGAGAUAGAUACUACAACAUCCGGAACUACAAGUACUACAUCAGGAACAACAACAACAUCUCAAGGAACCACUUCUCAAUCUGGACAAUAUAAUACAACUACAAGAUCCGGAACUACAGGAACUACACAAGAACGUGAGAUAUAUACUACAACAUCCGGAACUACAGGUACUGCAUCAGGAACAACAACAUCAUCUCAAGGAACCACUUCUCAAUCUGGACAAUAUAAUACAACUACAAGAUCUGGAACUACAACUACAGGAACUACACCACAACCUGAGAUAUAUACUACAACAUCCGGAACUACAGGAACUACACCAGAACCUGAGACAUAUACUACAACAUCCGGAACUACAGGUACUGCAUCAGGAACAACAACAACAUCUCAAGGAACCACUUCUCAAUCUGGACAAUAUGAUACAACUACAAGAUCUAGAACUACAACUGCAGGAACUACACCAGAACCUGAGAUAGAUACUACAACAUCCGGAACUACAAGUACUGCAUCAGGAACAACAACAACAUCUCAAGGAACCACUUCUCAAUCUGGACAAUAUGAUACAACUACAAGAUCUAGAACUACAACUGCAGGAACUACACCAGAACCUGAGAUAGAUACUACAACAUCCGGAACUACAAGUACUGCAUCAGGAACAACAACAACAUCUCAAGGAACCACUUCUCAAUCUGGACAAUAUAAUACAACUACAAGAUCCGGAACUACAGGAACUACACAAGAACGUGAGAUAUAUACUACAACAUCCGGAACUACAGGAACUACACCACAACCUGAGAUAGAUACUACAACAUCCGGAACUACAGGAACUACACAAGAACGUGAGAUAUAUACUACAACAUCCGGAACUACAGGUACUGCAUCAGGAACAACAACAACAUCUCAAGGAACCACUUCCCAAUCUGGACAAUAUAAUACAACUACAAGAUCCGGAACUACAGGAACUACACCAGAACCUGAGAUAAAUGAUACAACAUCAGGAACUACAGGUACUGCAUCAGGAACAACAACAACAUCUCAAGGAACCACUUCUCAAUCUGGACAAUAUGAUACAACUACAAGAUCUAGAACUACAACUGCAGGAACUACACCAGAACCUGAGAUAGAUACUACAACAUCCGGAACUACAGGAACUACACAAGAACGUGAGAUAUAUACUACAACAUCCGGAACUACAGGUACUGCAUCAGGAACAACAACAUCAUCUCAAGGAACCACUUCUCAAUCUGGACAAUAUAAUACAACUACAAGAUCUGGAACUACAACUACAGGAACUACACCAGAACCUGAGACAUAUACUACAACAUCCGGAACUACAGAUCUAGAACUACAACUGCAGGAACUACACCAGAACCUGAGAUAG
Messenger RNA from Procambarus clarkii (red swamp crayfish), 5310 nucleotides. The record is from RefSeq and is a predicted model, not a curated record. Lineage: Eukaryota; Metazoa; Arthropoda; Malacostraca; Decapoda; Cambaridae.